This is a messenger RNA of Mugil cephalus (flathead mullet), 10040 nucleotides long. It is a transcript of the gene nfixb, whose product is annotated as nuclear factor I/Xb. The record is from RefSeq and is a predicted model, not a curated record. Bases 1751 to 3409 code for a protein of 552 amino acids. Gene Ontology annotation, cellular component: nucleus. Gene Ontology annotation, biological process: regulation of transcription by RNA polymerase II. Gene Ontology annotation, molecular function: DNA-binding transcription factor activity, RNA polymerase II-specific; RNA polymerase II cis-regulatory region sequence-specific DNA binding. The transcript is spliced from 14 exons. Lineage: Eukaryota; Metazoa; Chordata; Actinopteri; Mugiliformes; Mugilidae.
GGAAUGCCGCUCUUAUAACCUCAUGCGGCGGCGAGGACGGGUGGUUGCAGUUUUGUGGCGCGCAUUCACUCCCCGACCGCGCAACUUUCUCCGGCCGCGUGCAGUAAUUGGCCACACGGAGCCCAGAUCUCCUUUGUUUCGCCGUGCAGAGGCUUGCGGUGAGAAGCAGUAGGCCUCAUAAAUCUGCGGGACUCCGAUGUCAGGCCCAGAAAUUUCAGCUCCACUUCUUUACAAUGACUUCACUCCCGCCCAAAAAUUCCCACCGUACCACACUCGGGACCAAGUCCAAGUUUUCACCCGAUCCGUGUGUCGCUCUCUUCUUCUUCUUCUUCUUCUUCUUCUUCUAUAAGGGGGAGAUGCUCGCCGUUUCCUCGCACACCACCGGUUUAGUAUUUUGAUACUUCUCGCAGGCUGUGAUUAUACGUCUGUCUUCGCUGUUUGCUAGUUUGCUACUUCAUAUUGAACGCUGCAGCAACUAUUUGGCUUGGACUCACUUCACUGGCUUUUUAAGCUACAGUUGUGGGUUCCAGACUGGGUCAAGUAUGGUUCAGUAAAUAAAUAGACUUAGCUGCGCGGCCGCGUUGAGAUGACGCAUUGAUUCGAACGCCUGCACAUGGAUUAAAGUAUUUAAUCCAUUGGGCAAACUUCUUUUUUUUUGCUUGUCUUUUAAAAGGCCUUGACAGAAAGUUUUGCAAAGCGUGACGCGCGUUAUUAAUGGAGUACGCUCACUUGCCAGUUCAUUAGGUACGCUAGGGAAAACAAACGCAUUCUAGUCCUGCGAUACAUUUUAGCUUCGCGAUGGUUGCAUUUGUUUUAAAUAACAGAGGGCUGUGGAUCCAACUGUAUCGUGUUUCUAUUGCGUUGACAAUGUCAUUUUUAUGAGCGCGCCAGGCUAAAUAACAAAAAAACUGUUUAAUUUAAUCCAGUCGAAUAGCUCCGCAAACUGCAUCCUCCGCAAGUUGGUUUGCCACCUUUGUGACUCCGUCUAAACAAACAACUGCAGCGGUUGCAAAAACUGAGGUUUGGCCUCAGUUUUGCAUUCGAAUGCAUUUGUUUUGUACCUAAUGUUUCGGCAGAUGAGUGCGCUUUGUCAGUCGGAGCAGACGCUUCCUCGCAAGUUUGCACAAGCCUUAUUAUUUCCUGGUGAUGCGUUCGCGUGCCUUCCCGACGAUCGACUCAUCCCGCCCCGCGAUUAUUAGAUGCGCGUUCACAAACGUGGCAGCGCGCGGGUCAGUAAACGCAACUGGAGCAAUAAAAAAACAAAACAAAAAAUAAAAAGACGCAGGGAAGCGCCGAGUGUGUGUGUGCGUGUGUGUGUGUGUGUGUGUGUGUGUGUGUGUGUCGACUGUGGGUUGCGCGCGACGCGGCUCGGGAGUCCCGUCGAAGGUUUAAAAAAAAAAAAAAAAAAAAAAAGAGGGAGAGAAAUCUACUUUCAUAAUCCUAAAAGUUCCUCUUAUAAUAACACCUGGGUGGAUUUUUAAAAUGGAGACACAAAGAGGAGAGCGGUAAAAAAAAAAAAAAGAAAAAGAAAGAAAGAAAAAAAAGAAAAGCCGAGCAAAGAGGAGAGGGGAGGGAGACAAAGUUUUUUCCCUGAAAGUUUGUGCAAGCUUUCACUCUCUAGGCGGGGUUACUGUAAGCUGCAGCAGCAUGGAGUGAGAGAAACAGGACGGCGAGCGAUUGCAAUGCGGCACAAUACCGAGCUUCCAUCCAACUCAAAUAAGCUCUCCAAUUCUCCUUUCUAAAAAUAACCAUGUACUCCCCGUACUGCUUGACACAGUAUUACCCUACUCACCUUCUAAACAAUGCCUUAGUGGAUGAAUUUCAUCCCUUCAUUGAGGCCCUCCUCCCCCAUGUCCGUGCCUUCUCCUACACCUGGUUCAACCUGCAGGCCCGCAAGCGCAAGUACUUCAAGAAGCACGAAAAGAGGAUGACCAAGGACGAGGAGCGCGCGGUGAAGGACGAGCUGCUCGGGGAGAAGCCAGAGAUCAAGCAGAAGUGGGCCUCGCGCCUGCUGGCCAAGCUCCGCAAGGACAUCCGGCCCGAGUUCCGCGAGGACUUUGUGCUCACCAUCACGGGGAAGAAGCCCCCCUGCUGCGUGCUGUCCAACCCCGACCAGAAGGGCAAGAUCCGCCGCAUCGACUGCCUCCGCCAGGCCGACAAGGUGUGGCGGCUGGACCUGGUGAUGGUCAUCCUGUUUAAAGGCAGCCCCCUGGAGAGCACGGACGGCGAGCGGCUGGUCAAGUCGCCCCAGUGCUCCAACCACGGCCUGUGCGUCCAGCCGCACCACAUCGGGGUGACGGUCAAGGAGCUGGAUCUCUACCUGGCCUACUUCGUCCACACACCAGAACAAUCAGGACAAUCAGACAACUCAAACCAGCAAGGAGACACAGACGUCAAGCCCCCGCCGAACGGCCACUUGAGUUUCCAGGACUGCUUUGUGACUUCAGGCGUGUGGAACGUAGCCGAGCUGGUCCGUGUGUCGCAGACCCCGGUGGCUACGGCGACGGGCCCCAACUUCUCUCUGGCCGACCUGGACAGCCCUGGCUACUACAACAUCAACCAGGUGACCCUGGGACGGCGCUCCAUCACCUCCACCCCCUCCACCAGGACUGAAAUGGAGCUUUAUGCAAGUCUCCCACGGAGCUCCAACAAGCGCAAGUCCAUUGACGACAGCGAGAUGGAGAGCCCGGUGGAUGAUGUCUUCUACUCAGGCCGUUCCCCUGCAGCUGGCAGCAGCUCUCAGUCCAGCGGUUGGCCUAACGAUGUGGACGCAGUGCAGCACCAUUUGGCCAGUGUGCAGGAGAGGAAGAUUAAGCAUGAGAGCGAUGGAGUGCAGUUUCCUUACCAUGGACUCUCGUCGCCUGGUUCUCUUAAGAAGCCGGGGAAAUUCGAUUUCAGCGCCCUGUCCUCCCAGACGAGGUCCCCCCGCAUGGCGUUCACCCACCACCCACUGCCAAUGCUGGCGGGAGUGAGACCAGGGAGUCCCCGUGCUUCAGCCUCGGCCCUGCACUUCCCGUCUCCCUCCAUCAUCCAGCAGUCUAGCCCCUACUUCACCCACCCAACCAUCCGCUACCACCACCACCCUGGACAGGAUCCCCUGAAGGAGUUCGUGCAGUUUGUCUGUGCUGACGGCUCGGGGCAGGCCGGCGGACAGCCAAACGGGAGCGGCCAGAGCAAAAUGCCCGGCUCCUUCUUGCUGCCUCCACCUCCCCCAGUGGCCCGCCCAGUGCCCCUCCCCAUGCCCGACUCUAAACCCAACAGCACGCCCCCUGACGGCGGACUCUCCUCGCCCGCAUCUCCGUCAUACUCCACGCCAGGCGCCACAGCUCCCAACAGGUUUGUCGGCAUCGGAUCACGGGACAACAACUUUCUGAACAUCCCGCAGCAGACACAGUCUUGGUUCCUCUGACAAGAUCUGUGCAGAAACCAGCAACUAGAAUUCUUUCUUUACAAUCAGAAAUAGAAAAAAAACAACAACAGAGAAACAUCCCGCAGGAUAAAUUACUGUCCUCCAAACCAACCCACCGACCGGCCCUGACAGUAUGUGUCACCUGAUACGAAAUAUAACCGAGCAACGCAGGAAAAUUACAACAGCAUGACGCUUUUAGUGGAACUCUGGACUUAUUAACGCAGUCAGAGGGAGGACCCGUUUUUUUUUUUUUUUUUUUUGAGCAGAGAUGGAUAGAUGGAAAAGACAAACGGACGGACAGGAGGAUGCCAAGGACGAGAGACGGCAAAAAAGGGGGAGCGGGGGGGGGGAGGGCGGAGAUGAGAGGGACAGCAGCAAACAAAGCAGGCAUCUCUCCUCAAACCACCGAACCAGCAGAGCACAGCAGCCGAAAGCCGCGGGACGAGGACGAGGACGAGGACGAGGAGGAGGACGAGGAGGAGGAACCUGAGCACGAAUAAAAGCGGUCUCCUACGAAAAAAUUAACUGUCCAGCAAGUUUGAUGCGACGAAAAGCUUCUUCCACAACGCCUGAUCUGAACCGUUAGGGUUUCCAGUUAACGCUGCAGUCCUUGCUCCUGUGAUGUCUGUCAUCACCCCAAAAAAAAAUACCAACAAAAACAAAAAAACAAAAAUGAAUUUGACGAAUGUUUCUGUCCCUCUGAACGACCAUUGACUCCCCCUUUCACCCUACUACUAACUAGAGAGAGAGACCAUGCCAAAACAUAUCUUGAUUAAGGGUUGCACUACAAGCUGAAUCGAUUAACACUAAUCCUAACGAUGUGCACUAUUUACCUACACGGCAUGGGAGGUAAACCACACUUUCAAAGUUUUAAGGAGGAAUUAAACCAAGGUACAAGAAGCCUUCACAUGUCCUCAACCCCCCCGACCCCGUUUGACAAAUCAUUGGCCUCCGCUUAUUCUCACAUCUCCCCGCACACAUGAACGCAGCAUGUAUGAAAACACACACACCCUUUAGACUGUAGUAUUUAUAGGUGGUGGUGUUACUAUAGUUGAAUUUUAUACACAGUGUAAGCCCUGUGAGCUCUCUUUACCUUGAUUAGAUAUUCAAACAUCACACACACUGAAAAUCACAAUCAGUUUUUCUUGACUAUAUAGACAGCAGCUAUUGAUUUCCCCAUUUGCCCUCUUGUAAUGUAGAUGAAUGAUUUUAUUAUCUCUUGCGUGUUCUCUUAUUUGAAUUUAUUCCUUUUGGAUUUGUACUAUUUUCUUUUUUUUUUGUAUUUGAAUGACAGCACCUUAAAAGAGAAACACAGUAAGAAGCGGUAUUGUUGAAGCAGUGUAGACAGGGUGGUUAGCUAACCCCAGAUCAAUUAGCGCUCGCAGGAAACGGGGAAAAAAAAAAAAAAAGUUGGGACAUUUUGGGAAAUAUGAUCACAUGAAGACGUUGAUACCACUUACAUGUCGGGCUAAAGCUGGGUUUGCACGAAAGCUGGAGACGGGAGAAAUAGCUAGCCUCGUAACAAAAUAAGAAAACAAACACCUUGACUUGCUAAUUUGCUUAAUCCAAACAAACAAACAAAACAAUUGGUCACUUGUUGAGUUUUCGUGGGCGUUAAAAAUAAGCCAAGAUAAAGUGCCAAAAACUACAGUUCCUCUAGUGUCCACUAGAGGCUGAGUAGACAUACGUGAUAAAACCAAGAUGGUGGCAACCAGAGCCGCUACGUUAAGCUUCAAACGUCCGACAUCGUGGACAUUUUUAUCCAUUUUUAAAUGCAUUACAAUCUGAGAUUCCAAAACACUAUUAGUACAACAAUGUUAUGUUACAAAGUUAUGCACGAGGAAUGUGUUCAUGCCCAAAUAUGGCCGCCACAGCUCCUUGUCGAAUUAUUUCAUUGCGCUGUUACACUUUUGUCCCAGGCUAGCUGUUUUAGCCCCCCUUUUCCCCCAAUUUGAUGCUAAGCUAGGCUAACCGGAGGCCAGCUCUAGCUUCUUACUAACACACGAACAUGCGAGUGGUAUUAAUUUUACUCAUCUGGCAAACGAAAUAAGCAUAUUUGCCAAAACAAAAAAAUGAAUAAAAUAAGUUGUUUACCAUCACCAGUGCCAGACAAACCUCUGCACAGCGAAAAAGGUUUUGACAAUCACGGGAAGCGUAUUUUUUUUUCUGGGAACUGACCCAAUGAACCAUACAGGUCAGGGGGAGGGGAAAAAAAAAGAAAAGCUAAAAAAGGAAAGAACGUUUGCCGCAUCUGCUAUUAGAUCUAGGUACAGCUAGCGGCUAGCGGCUAGUGGCUGGUGGUGGUGGUGGUGAUGAUAUAUACGAGUGGUGGAAAAAGCAGAACCAAGGAGGGAAGGUUGCUGAAGACGGGACCCAGAGGUAAAGAGAGAGUAGCUCUUCUUCUUUCUGUCUCCCUAAAGUAUACCCUGUUGUUUACACUCCCAGACGGGCGGCUGCUCCAAGAGCAGAGGGGGCCACACUGCGGAGCAAAAUGAAUAUGUGACAUAUCUGUUUUCCGAUAAAGAAAGAGAGAAGAAGGGGGGGCUUGUAAAGGCUAGCAACAGGCAGAUCACUCGUGCGGCCAUUUUUAAUUUUGUUUUUUUUUUGUUUUUUACGUCGGCACACACGAUCGGGUGAAGGGUAUUGAUUGCUACGGUAAUCCCCCCCCCCCCCCCCCCAAAAAAAAAAAAAAACACGCGCACACACUCACCAGCACUCCCCCCCACCCCCUCCCUAGCUGUUGUGAAUGGAAGAGCCCUUAUAGAUCAAAAAAAAAAAAAAAACUGCACUAAUACAAUCAUGCCAGCCAACCUUGUGAGUCUCUUUUUUUUUUUUUUUUUUUGGUAAGCAUUACAAUAGAUCUACCACCACUUAGUAUUUUAAAUCAGUGGGAUGGAAGAAAAAGAAAAAAAAAAAAACUCGUAGAGCACAGACCACUCACUAUUAAUGCAAACACAUCCCCUGCGCCCGACUGAAUUCAAAGGGAAGUCUUAAAACGAAAAAAAAAAAUGAAAAACAAGACAAUCUGAGGAGGCCUUUAUGCUUUUAAUCAUUUUUUUUUUUAUAUAUGAAUCUUAAAACUAGCCCACACACACAUCCUCCUAUCAAAUUCAGACCACCCAUCCAACCUCACAAAAUAACUGGACUGCCUGGCCACGUUCUUCACUGCAGGGAAACGCGACAUAGCUGGCCAAACCGACUGGCGACCAUCUCAUCAGCUUCGUAGAGAGAAACUAGCUCCGCCGAGUUAAGACGUUUAUAUCGAUGGCUAAGGUGAUUUCUUUUCUAAUCUAUGGAAGUGCCUCUGUAUUCCCAUUAUGCAAUUUGUCAAACAUGAAUUCAGGUUCUUUUUUCUCACAUAUAAGCUAUAGUUGAAUGGUGAUUAAAAAAAAAAAAAAAAAAUCUAUGUCAGGAGGGGAGGAAAAAGUUAAAAAAAACGGUGACGGCUCACUAGAUAAUCGCAAGCAUCUUUAUAUAUAAUACACAUAUAUAUUUAUAGAUAUAUACUUUUUUUAUUUGCAAGAUAAGCUCUGUGGCAGUCUAGUUAUUUUUUGAAGCAUGGCGUACACCGCACAGUCAUAGGUUGCAUCUUGGGAAAAAAAAAAGAAAAAAAAAAUGAAAUAAAAUUUGAGUCUCUAAAAAAAAAAGAAAAUACCCGCAUUUUAAAGGACAUCCAUUGCAAACACAACAAUAGAUUCAUAGACAACAAGUGAUGAUGAUAAUGUAGUUGAGGAUUUUUUUUUUAAAAGAAAAAAAAGAAAGAUUAGGUUUUGUUGUUUUCUUUCUUGUUUUGAUGGGAAGUAUUGUUCUUGAAACUAAAUGAUGUAUGUUGAUUGAGCCAUGUGCAAUGCCUUGGUAGAGGAAUUGUGUUUGUUUGUUAGUUUGAGGGUGUCACGCGAAAAAAAAAAAAGAAAAAAAAAGAGGGAAUACCCUCUUUAAGUUUUUUUUUUUUUUUUUUUCUGGUUUUGUUUUCAAAGUCCUCACGCUCCGGGACUCUAAAUACGAGGGCGGCGAGAAAAUAAUCCCAGUCUCUGUAAGUAAGAUUUUGGGGAAAUUGUUUUUAAUUUCCUUUUUUUCUCUCUCUCUCUCUCUCUCUCUCCUUCCUUUUAUCACUUUUUUAUGAAAAGUAAAAAAAAAAAGUCAUUUUAUUUGUUUUUCAAAAAUGUGGGAGGGCUGAAGGAACAAUUUUGCAACUCAUAAAAUAUAUAUCACUAUGAAAACUGGUGCUUUUCGUAAAAGAUUAAAGUACAUUCAAUCUCUAUUAUACAUAAAAUAAUAAACGAAAAUUAAGUGUUAUCAUAAAAGCAAAUUUUUAGGAAAAACAUGCAUUAUUCUAUUUCUCUCUUUUUUUUUUGUAUUUACCGAGGGGGGGAGGGGUUCGUUGUAUGAAAAAGGUUGUUGUGACAAAAGGCAUUUUUCCUCCCCAACCUUAAAAAAAAAUAAAAAAAUAAUAAUAAUAAUAAUCGUGCAGAAUUUUUGAAAAUCUCCAAAAUUUACCACCCUAAAGACAAGAUCUUACCCAAUUUUGGGAGAUGCACAAGUACGGAUUCCCACGUUAAUUCUUAAAAAAAAAAAGUUUUAUUAUUUCAGUCCAUAAAAAGAGGGAACUGGCGCCCCCUGUCAGGUCAGAUGUGGCGCUGCCAUCAACAUGAACCCCAUCCCCCCUCUCUGAACACACACACACACAAACACAAACACACACACACAAACACACACACUUUCCCCCCGAAAUCCCGCCCCUCCCCUCCAUCUACCCGCUGUAAAUGACUAUAAAUAUUCGUUUGGUGACGUAGUGUUAUAGACUCAGAGCAUCUUUAAAGGUUGUCCCUAAAAAGUGCCUUUUGUUCACAGACUCCAUCUUGUAAUCCUGAGUGCCCAUCUCAAAAGAAAAAAAAAGUCCCCUCCUUCAUACUUCUAUAUCUUUCUCUUCCUCUUCUUCGAGCUUUUUAAAGCAGUAUACAUAGUACUAAAGGAAAUUGGUGUGAUUUAGUUCCUCUUUUUAUUGUUGAAUAAUUAAGAAAAGCUGAAAAAAAGACAAAAAAAAAAGAUUUCUGUCUUGCUUCUCUUCCUCUGUAUCUUGUCGUCUGUCUAUCUUGGACACUGGAGUAGUCUUUAGCCGCUUCUCCCUCCUCCUCCUCCUCCUCCUUUUCCUCCUUCUCCUCUUCCCCUUCCUUUUCUCCCUUCUUCUGAACGGCGGGGUUUAAAAAGAAACAAAAAAAAAAAGAAACAAAAAAAAAUUGCGCAAAGUUUUUUUGUUUGUUUUUUUUUUUUUUUUUUUCGUCCGAGCAGAAUGCAGUUAGCUCACAUGUUAUUCUUGUCUGUACGCUUCACAUUGUAUUACCAUACCCAUCUUCUUCAGCUUCUCCAUUCAACAGCUAAUGUAAGUGAACAAGUUACACCACGGGGGCUCUGGGUAUGUGCUGAGGACAGGGGAGGGGAGGGGGGCUAAAGGAAGGGGGGCAGUUUUCACCCUCUGGGAUCAGUCGGUGGUUUGGUUGAGGGGUAAAAAACGCUCAAAAAAUGUUUUUUUUUUUAAAUUGUUGGUAGGGGAUGGGGGGGGGGGGUGACGGUGACCAGCAGGGCUGCUAGUGUAGGCAGGUUUGUUUGUAAUCCUUGUUUCUAACUAUUUAUUUUAUUUUUUUUUUCUACAAUUGAAUUUGGAUUUUUUAUUAUUUUGUUACUACGUGUCUUAGGCAGCGGCUAACACUCCGCGUCGAGACCUUCGAUUAUGCACCUUUCUUAGUGGUUGAAUGAGACCAGGUAUUAAAAAAAAAUAAUAAUAAUCGUGAACUUAAAAAAAAAAAAAAAAAAACAACAAAAAAAAAAAAAGACUCGAAGCACCUUAAAAAGCGGAGCGCGGAGACCGAGCUGCUCACGUCUAGCACAAUCAUAGCAUACGAUUCCGCCAUAUUGCCCAAAGGUGAUUAUGGUUCCAAAAAAUUUAAAAAAAAUAAUCUAAACUAGCCGGCGACAUGCUGCAGAGCUAGCGCCGCACAUUUCCACCAGCAAAAUUGAUCACAGAAGAAAACAAAUAAAGAAACGUAUGCAACUUUAAAUUUUUUUCUUCGUCUAGCAAAUGAAGCCAGCAGCAGUAUUAUCAAUCGAGCCUCGACGAGUGAAAAAGCGCCACAGCUGAGAAGCCAUAUCGGAGACGGACGGUGUGCACAGAGCAGAGCGUGUGUUUGUUUGUGUGACUGUGUGUGUGUUGUGUUGUGGAGGGUGGGUGUGUGCGAUUUCUGCCCCUUGCACCGUUCCAUGAGCCCGGUCGGACCCUGUGGCCCCAGCCGUCCGCCGUCGUUUUUUUUUUUUUUUUUUAAUUUUAAAAUUUUCCUCGGGUUUGUUUCUAACGCGAUUUGUAGGACGCAGGGCCGUUGUUAUCGCUGGUGUGAAGCCACGCCCCUUUUUGGAUUAAUAACCCCACCCAAAUUUUGAGUGGCCCUCCUUCCACCCUUUUUUUUUUCUUUUUACUUCUUCCGUAUCAGAGAAGCCUCCCAUCCUCAAGACACACCUCCCAGAGCCCAUGGUGAAAUGCAUGUGUUAAUUACAGUUUCUUUUCCAUAAUAAUAAUAAAAAACAGUUUGAAAAGAGCAACACCUUUACUUGAUUGAAUAAAAGGAUGUUCUUGACUGUA